Lachancea fermentati is the source of this 2109-nucleotide messenger RNA. NCBI's taxonomy places the organism in Eukaryota, Fungi, Ascomycota, Saccharomycetes, Saccharomycetales, Saccharomycetaceae. The record is from the annotation of a GenBank genome assembly.
AUGUCCGAUCUCGUUGAGCUACAAAGAAAUUAUAUCGUCUCUCAUAUCAACGAGAUACAGACUGAGCAUAACUUAAAGUUUCUAGUGAUAGAUGAAACUGUCGAAGAGCUAAUCGACUCUUUAUUUGUCGAUCGCAAUGAACUUUUGAGUAUUGUAACCGCGGUUGAUAGAAUAGACGGCUCAAAGCGGAAAGGCCAGCCAUCGGUGGAGGUAGUAUACAUGCUACAACCAACCAAAUUCAAUAUUAACUGCAUGGACGCUGAUUUCAGUAAUAGGCCACCCAAGUAUAAAAGAGCACAUGUGAGGUUUUUGCCCGGUUUCGAAGAACAUCUUGUCAAGUAUUUUCACUCAAAAAGAUAUCUUCCUCAGUAUAUAGGAAGCUUAGGGGAAAUCAAAUGUGCUUUUAUUCCUAAAGAGCCGCUUUUUUUUGAAACAAUGAAUAUCGACCAACCUCUACAAAUUUACUACAAUAAAAGUUGUGUUAAUUUGAUAGAGAGAAAUAUUAAACGAACCGUUCAAAGUUUAUUAAACUUAUGCAUUAUUACUGGAGAGUAUCCUGUUGUAAGGUACUCAGAACCCUCUCCCGAACUCUACCAAACUAGUACGGCAACAAUCUUAGCCAAAAAAGUAGCAUUCGAAUUUCAAGAAUCCUUAGACGAUUAUGCCCGGAAGAAUGAAAAUUUCCCCCCUCCAUCUUCGAGGCCCCGAUCUGUUUUUAUUAUCACAGAUCGUUCUUUAGAUCUUUUCACGCUUGUGUUACAUGAUUUUUCUUAUCAAGCAAUGGCGUACGAUUUGGUUCCAGAAGUGGAUACGCGAACUGAUACUUACCAUUAUCAAGCAGAAAAUGAGGUAGGAGAAAAAGAGGACAAAACUGCAAAGUUGGUAGACCUUUUAGACCCAGAUUGGGUUGAACUGAAGCACCAGCACAUUAUUGAUGCGAGUGAGUAUCUGACUGCUAAAGUAAACGAACUAAUUGCAAAGAAUCCGCUCCUUGUUGACAGAUCGAAUAUUAAAACAACAACAGACUUAUUGAGUGUCGUAGCCCAUCUAAAGGAUUUUGACGAGGACAGAAGAAGAAUUAUUUUGCAUAGAACACUGAUUGAUCAAUGUCUGUCUAUCAACGAUCAAAGACAUUUAGCCGAGUUGGCGGAUUUUGAGCAAAAUCUGGCUGGUUUCGGGCAUGAUGCCAAUGGAGAUAAAUGCAAGAAUUUAACUGAAAAUUUACUGGAAGUGCUUCUAAGCAAAGAUGCUAAUAUCACUGAUAAAAUUCGUUACAUCAUUUCUUAUGCACUUUAUCGUGGCGGAUUGAUUGAAUUAGAUUUUGUUAAGCUUCUAUCUUUCAUAGGAGUCAAUUCCGGCCAUACGUUUUUCCAGCACUUCAUGACUCUUUUUAAGAACUUUCAGCAUCUGGGAUUCAGACUCAUAAAAGAAAAUCCCAAAGAUAAGCCUUUCAAGAAGGAAUGGUUUCACGAAUCAAUUGUCAAUGAUCCAAACACUUAUAACACCUCGAGGUUUGUGCCGUGCGCAGGUAAUAUUUUAUCCAAGGUUAUCACAAAUCCUUUGCUGUUGAACGAAGAUGCUUUUCCCUACGUAAAAGAUAAACCUAUCGAUGUGAUGGAGACAGACUCUAGUGAUAGUUCCGCCUUUGCAUAUUCGUCAACUUCUCUAAGGAAUCCAAGGCACAAAGCCUCGUGGACCCGGAAUGCAUCUCAAUUCAAAGCUCCCAGGCAGAGAUUCUUCUACUACGUGGUGGGUGGAAUAACGUACCCCGAAAUAAUGGCAGCGUACUUGCAGACUCGGUUAAAAAAUAAGGAUGUAUUCAUAGGGAGCGACGGCAUAUUCACACCAUUAGAGAUCAUGCAGGGUAUCGAAAAGCUGUCCGAGCCUCGAGAACAUUUAUCUCUCAAAGAUGACCAAAAGGAAGACGAAAGGGUACCAGAGCAUCUUUUUGAUCGAGCUGUUACGUCUCCAGCUGUUAAUCAGCAUGUUCAUACUGUUUCCCAUCAACGAUCAAAAGCAGAUGCCAAACCGCAGAUGCCAGCUCCCCAACCUACCGAAAACAAAGAAAAGAAGCGCAGUAAACUCAAAAAGUUUCUCAGAUCUAAGUAA